This is a messenger RNA of Brenthis ino (lesser marbled fritillary), 462 nucleotides long. The record is from the annotation of a GenBank genome assembly. NCBI's taxonomy places the organism in Eukaryota, Metazoa, Arthropoda, Insecta, Lepidoptera, Nymphalidae.
AUGUGGCGUCAUAAAUAUGGUUGUAGUGUAUUCUUGUUGACGUUAGUAUUUUCGUGUUGGGCUAUACAUAAUACUAGUGCCCAAUCAAGUUCUCGCUGUAAGCUUAAACGCUACACACAUAAAGCUGUGCAGACUGAUUUAAACGGAUUGCGAUGCUGGGAUGAUGUCAAGAUUAAAUCGUGUUGGGGAUAUUGCUUAUCAUACGAGACUGCACAUUGGCAGUUUCCGUACAAAGAGUCCUACCAUCCGGUCUGCGUGCACGGUGAAAGAAAACAUGCAUCUGUUAAACUAAGGUUCUGUGAUCCAGACGUAGAACCUGGCACUGAACUAUACCAUUAUGUUGAAGCUGUUAACUGCAAAUGCCAGGUAUGCUCUUCUGAAGAUACAAGCUGUGAAUGGUUGCCUCCAGAUUACUCUUUGCUCGGUGACCGUUUAGUCAAAGAACAACUAGAUGAUAUUGAA